Neopelma chrysocephalum (saffron-crested tyrant-manakin) is the source of this 2092-nucleotide messenger RNA. RefSeq names its product general transcription factor IIIC subunit 5 (gene GTF3C5). Gene Ontology annotation, biological process: transcription initiation at RNA polymerase III promoter. The transcript is spliced from 11 exons. Lineage: Eukaryota; Metazoa; Chordata; Aves; Passeriformes; Pipridae. The record is from RefSeq and is a predicted model, not a curated record. The coding region runs from base 31 to 1581 and encodes 516 amino acids. Gene Ontology annotation, cellular component: transcription factor TFIIIC complex.
GUGCGGGGGGCGGGGAGCGGCGGCGCGGCCAUGGCGGCGGGGCCGCGGCGGGGCCCGCGGGGCUCGGCCGUGCUGGAGCUGCCCCGGGCCCCGCGCCUCGUCUGUGUGGAGUACCCGGGGCUGGUGCGGGACGUCGGGGCCAUGCUGAGCACGCUGGGAGGAGAGCAGGGCGUGUCGCGGAUCUACGCCGACCCUGCCAAGAGACUGGAGCUGUAUUUUCGCCCCAAGGACCCCUAUUGCCACCCUGUGUGUGCCAACCGCUUCCCCACCUCCACCAUGCUGCUCAGGGUCAGGAGGAGGAGCAGGAGGAAGAAGCAGCUGGACACUGAGGAACAAAUCCAGCCAGAAGUCCAGUUUGAGAUGGAGAUCCUUGGGAUUGUCACCACUGUUUACAAAUUUCAAGGAAUGUCUGAUUUCCAGUACCUGGCCAUGCACUCUGGUCCUGAUGGCAAACAAACCUCCAUGUAUGACAAAGUCCUGAUGCUCAAACCAGAGAAGGAAGAGUUCUUCAACAGGGAAUUACCUCUUUACAUCCCACCACCAAUUUUCUCACGUCUGGACACUCCCAUUGACUAUUAUUAUCGUCCAGAUAUUCAGCACAGGGAGGGAUACAACAACCCCCAGGUGUCUGCUGAGAACCUGAUUGGCCUCAGCAGGGCCCGUCGCCCACACAAUGCCAUCUUUGUGAACUUUGAUGAUGAGGAAAUCCCAGCUAAACCACUGGAUGCUGCUGUACAGACCUGGAAGAAAGUGUGCACCAAUCCUGUGGAUAAAAAGGUGGAGGAGGAGCUGAGAAAGCUCUUUGAAGUCCGUCCUGUCUGGUCUCGGAAUGCAGUCAAAGCCAACAUCAGUGUCCACCCGGACAAGCUGAAGCUGCUGCUGCCAUAUCUGGCCUAUUACAUGUUGACAGGUCCCUGGAGAAGCUUAUGGGUUAGGUUUGGGUAUGACCCCAGAAAACACCCUGAAGCAAAGAUUUAUCAAGUACUGGACUUCCGAAUUCGCUGUGGAAUGAAAUAUGGUUAUGCCCCUAAUGACAUGCCUGUGAAAGCAAAACGCAGCACCUACAACUACAGCCUGCCCAUCACUGUCAAGAAACAAGUCAGUCACACAGUCAGUGUCCACGACCUCAAACAGGGGCUGGGUACAGCUGGUGCAUCUGGGGCAAAAAAGCCCCCCUCCAGCAGGUAUAAACUGAAGGAAUCCAUCUAUAUUUUCCGAGAAGGAGCUUUACCCCCAUGUCGACAGAUGUUCUACCAGCUCUGUGACUUGAAUGUGGAGAGCCUGCAGAAGAUCAUCCACCGGAAUGACGGCACAGAGUCAGAAUGCACGGAGCGGGACGGGUGGUGCCUUCCCAAGACCAGUGAUGAGCUGCGGGACAGCAUGUCCCUGAUGAUAAAGCAGAUCAUCAGAUCCACAAGGCCUGCUCUUUUCUCAAAUACAACAAGCAGUGAAGACUGCAAAGAGCAGCUGGCAUACGAGACUGGAGAGGAUGAGGAGGAUGAAGAAGAGGAGGAAGAAGACUUCAAGCCUUCUGAUGGGAGUGAAAAUGAAAUGGAGACAGAAAUACUGGACUAUGUGUGAACUGGGUCAGCAGUCUGGCUGCUGUGGACAGAACUGUCUCUUGCUCCUUGAGAGCUGAGGGUUCAGAUCCAUGCCCAGGAUCUGGGAAAGCAGAGCUUGUACUACAAUGAUGCCACUCUCCCUGCACUAACUGCUGGUGGCCAUCAUUAUGGAUGUUUGGGAGUCUUUGCCUACAUUUUCAUAAUUGCUGGCUAAGAAAGCCUCCAGCAAGCUCAACAAACUCCCCAGAGCGAGCCCAGAAUCCAAACCAGCUGGUAAUACACCAGGAUAGAGGAGAAGCUGCAUUCCCAGAUCUCUCCAUGUGUGGGAAUUGCACUCUGUCCAGGUUGGUGGCUGUGUGGAAAAUGGAAAAGGUGCCUGAGGAGAUGCUGGAAGAAGCACUCCAGCAUUACUGGAGUCCCUAAGGCAGGUUCUGCCCUUCUGCUUGUCCAAAGGGAAUCAAAAUACUGUGCCUGCCUUCAGCACUGAGCAUUGCUGGCCAUUUUGGAAAUAAAGCCAGCAGGAAAACACA